AUGUCGUCCGACCGUGUAAGUUUGAACGUAAAGCUGGUAGACAAAAGCCGCACUGACGAGAAGGUUUGCCAAGGGUCCUUGUACCAGUCCGUCUGGCGCUUUGGGCAGGAUGCUGGCAUGUUGCUUCUCUCCACCUUGACCCGUGGGUACAUCUUCACACAUGGUCACCAACAGUGGAGCAGCCUGAGAUAUCCCAAUCUGAAGCUGGGGGAUGCUGGGGUCGUGGACGGAAGCACCGUGGAGUUUACCGGAGACUUUGACCCCUCCCGGGCCGCACCCCUCAUUCUUGAGAUCCAGCUGAGGGAUCGACACAAGACAGAAGAGGAGUACGCAUCGGUGGUUCCGGAGACAUCUGUCUGGGACCUUGGGAUGUCUGUGGGAAUGGAGAAGCUGUCCACGCUCUCGGGGCACAUCUUCUGCUACGAGGGUCAGCGAUGGAAGAGCAGCGAGCACCCAUCGCUGACUUUCGCGGAGGCCGGUGCCAGGAUGACGGGCGGAGGGCCGCUGGCGGUUGCCUUCGAGGGUGACUUCUCCAGGGACGCCGCGGAGGCAUCGUCAACUUCUUCUCAGGGCAUUGUGACACUUUCUGUCGUGCUGAUGGAUAAGUCCAAAAGCCGGACGGUCUCGGGCAAAGCCAAGCUGAGCGACAAGGUCUGGACGUUCGGAGAGGCAGUCGGCAUGACAACUUUGAGCACUAAGUCGAAAUACGUCUUCAGGCGGCAGGGCUGCGAAGCCUACAAGGAGCGCAUGUAUCCGGAUCUAACCUUGGCAGACGCUGGAGUGAAGGAUGGUGAUACUGUAGAGUUCGCCGGUGACUUUGACGUGACACUUUCUGUCGUGCUGAUGGACAAGUCCAAAAGCCGGACAGUCUCGGGCAAAGCCAAGCUGAGCGACAAGGUCUGGACGUUCGGAGAGGCAGUCGGCAUGACAACUUUGAGCACUAAGUCGAAAUACGUCUUCAGGCGGCAGGGCUGCGAAGCCUACAAGGAGCGCAUGUAUCCGGAUCUAACCUUGGCAGACGCUGGAGUGAAGGAUGGUGAUACUGUAGAGUUCGCCGGUGACUUUGACGAGCCUCCUAGAACCUCUGCUCCUCCCUCGACACCGGUGACACUUUCUGUCGUGCUGAUGGACAAGUCCAAAAGCCGGACAGUCUCGGGCAAAGCCAAGCUGAGCGACAAGGUCUGGACGUUCGGAGAGGCAGUCGGCAUGACAACUUUGAGCACUAAGUCGAAAUACGUCUUCAGGCGGCAGGGCUGCGAAGCCUACAAGGAGCGCAUGUAUCCGGAUCUAACCUUGGCAGACGCUGGAGUGAAGGAUGGUGAUACUGUAGAGUUCGCCGGUGACUUUGACGAGCCUCCUCGAACCUCUGCACCCCCCGCGACACCGGUGACGCUGUCUGUCGUGCUGAUGGAUAGGUCGAAAAGCAAGACAGUUCGCGGCCAAGCAAAGAUGAGCGAUACUGUCUGGAGGUUUGGGGAGGAAGUGGGCAUGCUCUCUUUGACCACCUCCACGCAAUCCAGAAGCGGAUACGUCUUCAGGCGGCAGGGUGGCCCACCCUACAGAAGCAACAGGUGUCCUGAUCUAACCUUGGAAGACGCUGGAGUGAUGGAUGGUGAUACGGUAGAGUUCGCCGGUGACUUUGAACCCUUCGAGUGGAUGCCGGUGAAGGUUACCAUCCGGGCCGAGCUGCAAGAUGCCGACGCCGGGCCCGAGGUCCAGAAGAUCGGCUUGUCCUUCAAGUCCCUGCCCCCUGAGCCCGUCGUGGUGCAGAACGUCGCGCCCGAAACAUGGGGCUCGGAUCGGGGCAUUCAAGGCGGACAGCAGGUGGUGGCCAUCAAUGGAGUUGAUGUUGCCACGAUGACGAAGGAGGAUUUCCGAGCAGCAAUAAAAGCGCGGCCGUUGACCCUGAGGCUGCGCAUCUCAGGCGAUCCCGAAGAGGAGCCUCUACAAGCAGCCGUGGCGGGGUCGGAAGUCGACAAGCUUGGAAUGUCGUUUCUGAGUCUCCCUCCCGAGCCGGUGAUCGUCAACAAAGUCGCUGCUGGCGGCUGGGCAGAGUCGGUCGGCUUCCUGGGAGGAGAGGAGAUUGUCGUCGUGAACGGACAAUCGCUCGCCGCCAUGUCCAGCGAGGACUUCAAGGCGGCGUUGCGCGUGAGGCCCCUGGUGCUCAGGUUUCAAGCGCCUGCAGAUGAAGAGGAGGACGAGGAGGAUGACCUCAUCCAGGAGGUGGAGGUUGGCCCGGAGGUGGCGAAGAUUGGCCUGUCCUUCCACAACCUACCUCCCGAGCCUGUCGUGGUGAACAAGGUGGCGGCUGGUACCUGGGCCGAGGCUGUCGGCUUCUUAGGUGGUGAAGAGAUCCUCGCCCUGAACGACGAGGACGUGGCGGCCAUGACAAGCGAGCGUUUCAAGUCGCUGUUGAAGUCGCGGCCCCUUCUGAUCAGGUUUCAGACGUCUGAGUUCGAGGAGGUCGUAGCCGGUGAGGAGGUGACAAAAGUCGGCCUGUCCUUCGUCGCCCUGCCACCGGAGCCUGUGAUCGUCAACAAGGUGGCCCCGGGCACCUGGGCUGCCACCGUGGGAUUCCGGGGAGGAGAGGAGAUCGCGGCCGUCAACGGCGUCGCCGUGUCGGAGAUGUCCAGUGAGGACUUCAAGUCGAUGCUGAAGACGCGACCUCUCGCCCUCAGGAUCGUCAGCUCCACGGUCACCGCAGAUGAGCCGGAGACGCCAUCCGCGGCGCAGGAGAAGCCCGGGCCCGCAUCGGAGGAGAUGCAAGACAAAAAGCGGGAGCAAGCGGCCACCAAGAUUCAGGCGGUGCUCCGGGGAAACAAAGCGCGGAAGGAAGGCCGCAGGAAGAAGCAGGACGAGGAGAAAGCAGCCACCAAGAUCCAGGCGAUCCAGCGCGGCAACCUGGCACGAAAGGAAGGGCGCGCCAAGCAGCAGGACAAAGUGGCCAAGGCUGCUCAAGACAAGCAGCAGGAGGAAGCCGCCACCAAGAUCCAGGCGAUCCAUCGCGGCAACCUUGCACGGAAGGAAGGGCGCACCAAGCAGCAGGACCAAGCGGCCAAGGCACAGCGCAGAGGGAUUGCGGGGCUAGCAAACCUCGCCCCUCUUGGCCGCCGGGAGGCUGCUCAAGACAAGCAGCAGGAGGAAGCCGCCACAAAGAUCCAGGCGAUUCAUCGCGGCAACCUUUCACGGAAGGAAGGGCGCACCAAGCAGCAGGACCAAGCGGCCAAGGCCGCUCAAGACAAGCAGCAGGAGGAAGCCGUCACAAAGAUCCAGGCGAUCCAUCGCGGCAACCUUGCACGGAAGGAAGGGCGCACCAAGCAGCAGGACCAAGCGGCCAAGGCUGCUCAAGACAAGCAGCAGGAGGAAGCCGCCACAAAGAUCCAGGCGAUCCAUCGCGGCAACCUUUCACGGAAGGCGAUGGAGAUGUGGGAAGGGCGCACCAAGCAGCAGGACCAAGCGGCCAAGGCCGCUCAAGACAAGCAGCAGGAGGAAGCCGCCACAAAGAUCCAGGCGAUCCACCGCGGCAACGUGGCACGGAAGGAUGGGCGCACCAAGCAGCAGGAACAAGCCGCCAAGGCCGCGCAAGACAAGCAGCAGGAGGAAGCUGCCACGAAGAUCCAGGCAAUCCAUCGCGGCAACCUGGCACGGAAGGAUGGGCGCACCAAGCAAAAGGACCAAGCGGCCAAGGCCGCGCAAGACAAGCAGCAGGAGGAAGCUGCCACGAAGAUCCAGGCAAUCCAUCGCGGCAAUGUGGCACGGAAGGAAGGCCGCAAGCGGGAGAAGUCGACCAAGGAUGCCAAGGAGGCCGCGCAAGACAAGCAGCAGGAGGAAGCGGCCGUCAAGAUCCAGGUGAAGGCCGACGUCUCCAAUGCAGCGAAUGGUACACAAACUCCCGCAGUGUCCUUGGGGUGUCCUGAGCUUUGCAUGUGGGACACCAUCAAUGCCACCAAGCGCGUCUUGGUGAGUGGGCAUUUGUACCAUUGCUCUCAACUCCAGAGCUUCGUGGAAGAUGAAGCGGACUCGCGCGAUUGCCUUUCGCUGAUCGAUGCGCUGGCCCCCCUUUGCUGCACCGGUGAGUCCAAUCAGACGACGGUGAUGAACAACACCUGCGAGGAGUGCGAUGCUUGCAUCAUCGAUGGCAUGUGCCUCCACGCCACCAUCUCGAACCCUUCCCUGAACGAGUCGAGUUGCUUGAAUGCUGGCACUUGGUGUGGCGACGGCGUGGACUCCGAUUCCCUUGCCCAGGAGAUCGACGCGCGGCUGCUGCAACGGGCUUCCAAGACGUCCUCGGAGGAGCUGCACACGGAACUGGAUGAGACCGUUACAUCCAAAUACACUUGCCAUACUGGGUCCACCAGGCGGCGCAACGUUCCCGCCAGAGAUUACCAGACAGUGACGCUGGAGGUAGGGGCAGAGGUGGCCCUGCACCGUGAGAAACGUUUCCUCCGGGUGCGCGAUGAUGGAUCUGUCGACAGCGGCGGCGAGGUUCCAGACCCACAGGUGAUUCCCGAAGCCUGGGAAUGGGAGCGCUUCACCGUCAUCGACGGCGGCGACGGGCAUAUCGCCUUUCACAGCCCCCAUUCGGGUAGAUUCCUCAGGUGCGACGGCCACACGCUCACCACCUAUUCCAUGGCUGCGGACGCUCUUCCUGCAGAUUGGACCUGGGAGAGGUUCGCAGUCGAGGACGCGGGGCGGGGAGAAGUAGCUUUGAAGAACACAGCGUGGGGCAAGUACCUCCAUGUGGACCCUCACGGGAACGUGAACUGUGCGGACACGCUUGUGAACUUCCAGCCUUUGAUCCUCAAGAUGGCAGAGAACCCACUGCCGAUUCUGCUGGGUAUCGAAGGGACGAGCGCGUGCCCCCAGGGCUACGUGGUUGCCACCAAAGAAACGUGUGAAGAGAUGGGGAAGCUUCUUCUCCCUGCGGGCAAGGUUCCCGCCAGAUCACUUCAGGAAGGAUGGUGGGAACAUAUGAACUGGGGCUGCAGCCUCUGGACGGGGCAGAAGGCACAUCCAAAAGGAGAUCUCACAGCUCACUGGAGCACUUUCACCUUGCCCAAGGUCAACGGCCAGCACAGCCCGGUUUGCGCCAGGACCUUCGAGGGAGACUACGUGGGCUCCGGAAUGUGCACAGAAGCUUCUUCGUACGCCUCAGCAGCCUGGGAGUUGAGCCCUAGCUACCGGGUGGAGCAGGACAAGGGCAGCAGAAUCUAUCAGGAUUGGAGGCAGAUGGCCAUCUACAAGUGCUUGCAGAAGGACCCGUCGACUGUCUUCGUGGCAGUGUGGCAGAACGCCGGCUACCGCUGCUACAACGCGCAGCAGUGCACUCUGGGUUGGGGCGGAUCUCCCACCCCAUACGUGUGGAGGUUGAACUCAGAGUUGGCUACGAUAAGGAAGUCAGAGUGGCGGGUGGCCCAGUCAAAGUGCCACGGCUACCCUCACACGAUGGAGCGCUGCCGCAGCGGCGACCUCCUUUUCCGCGCGGAUCCACACAGCCACCUGCCUUGUCAUUGGUCGCAGUUCCGCUGGGGCCCCGAUUCAGGCGAUGGCUCGCUCUAUUGGGACUGCUCGGGUUCGCAUGAGCGGACAGGCUGGGGCUCGCCACACUGGGGGCCAGUGAACUAUGUCGACGUGUACUACAAGCCCUGGGAUGGUGGUGCUUUCGACAUCUACCCCUACUACUGCUCACCUAAGCAGCUGCAUCCCAUCAAGAGUCCCUUGGACCAUGGGUGCUGCUCGAUUGGCUCGGGUGCGCUGGACCGAUGUCGCACGCAGCAGGUGAUCAGAAUCCAUCAUGAGGGCAAGGACCACUAUUGCUACAAGAACCAGAUGUGUCAGUUCGAGUUCGUUCAGCCAGUCACGCAAGGCAAAGACUUGCAUUGGUAUUGCGGACACCACCACGAGACGAUGCGCUGGGGCCUGUAUUACGACACGCUGCAGGUCCAUUACCACUCGGAUGGCAAGAUCGAAUGGAACCCAUGGUGGUGUGGCCGAGCCACUGAGGGGAGAACCCCGCCUUCCGUCACCAACAAGUUCACGCACCUUUUUGGAUUGGACACAGCUGGUGAUCUCGUCUCCGACAACAACAAGAAGCUGAGUGCUGACGACGUCAACCGUGACGUGCUGAACUUUGUCAAGAACAACAAGGCCAAAAUAUGUGGUGGCAUCACCGCUUCUGCGAUGUACGAUCAGCUCCUGAAGCCGUCAGGAGUUUGCUGGAGAGCCGGGAUGACGGGCCGAUCGUCUUUGUUCCCACACCAUGCAGACCACGGUACCAAGACCACCCUCCUGGAAGAAGGCACCGGCCACUGGCGUCACGAGAGGGAGGACAGCCCAUUCAUCGCAGCCGCGGAGAUGGUGAGGAAGAACGCCAGCUUGAUGCAAGCGCUGGCGUCCCAAAACGAAACCGACCGGAAGUUCGUUGAUGUGCUCUUCAACACCUUCUGUGAGAUUUCCGGAGGUACUGAUUGCCCCAAGAUUGGGAAGGUGACUUGUGGUUGCUACUGCGUUGACCCGGGCACCUGCGAUCAAGUCGUGGGCGAGAAGCUGGCCCAGGCGAUGCUGAUCAUCUUCGAGAUGGCGGCCGACAUCGCCAUGCUCGUCGGCACCGGCGGCGGCGCCAACGUCGCCAAGGCCGCCGCCAAGACGGCCGCGAAGACGGCGCUGAAGAAAGUCGCCGGAAGAGCGGCCAAGGCCUCCAGCAAGUUCAUCUCCCAGCGGGCGAGGGAUCUUGCCGAGUCCUAUGUGAAAAAAGGAGCCAGGCUUGUCGCGAAGGGCCGGGUGCUGGCACGGAAGGCCGUGGGCUUGAGUGACGAGGUCGCAGAAGAGACGACCAAGAAGCUCGUUCGCCAGAAGGCCGUGAAGGACCUGGGGAAGUUCACCAUCAAGGCGGAGGCAAAGAAGAGGUUGCGUGACGCCUUCAAGACAGCCCUGAAGGCUCACGCUUGCACCUCCUUUGUGGAUGCGGCUCUUGAGGAACAUGCCAGUGACAUGGACUGGAUGAAUGACCCUUCUUACCCUUUUGGCAAUGGCGAGGGCAUUGUGGGCAACUUGGACACAUUGGACAUCACGGGCGUGGUGGCAUUGGUUGGCAUCUUCCACGAGGCUGACUGCCCGGCCCAACUCGCCGAAAGCGUGUAUCACGACAACGGUGGAUAUGGCGAUGGCUGUCCCCGCUGA
Messenger RNA from Symbiodinium natans, 7179 nucleotides. Lineage: Eukaryota; Dinophyceae; Suessiales; Symbiodiniaceae. The record is from the annotation of a GenBank genome assembly.